AUGAAGCCUCCACAAGCUUGCAUGACCACAUACCCUGCGCGCUUGCAGACAUUUUCAACCGCGCUCAUAACGCCCGCUGGUCCCACGCCCACAGGCCCCGCUGGAACCCCCUCGGCAGCAGAGCGGUCGUCUGGCAGAACGAAGCGCGGGAACCAGGUGGUCAGUUAUGCCGAGGUGGACGGUGACGAUGACUUUGAAAACGAUGCGGAAUCACGGGCUGCGAUAAUGGCCGGUCAAGCCGCCGGAGGUCCCCCAGGGGCAAUUGGGAGUUUUCCUGGAGUGGAAACAAUCAAGAGACCGGUACAACUGCAUCCAAAGCUAGUACAGCAAAGAUAUAUAUCUGAUGUACACAGAACGGAGCAUCAGUUGCUCUCUGCAUCGGCAUUACCUACGGUGCUGAUUCCUAUACGACUUGACAUCGACCUCGAACCUCCAUCGCGAGGCCGCCUCCACGACAGCUUUCUGUGGAACUUGCACGAGGUCCUGAUCACCCCCGACACUUUCGCACUCACCACCUGCCUCGACCUCGAUCUCCCAAUACAGCCCUACGCUAGCAUCAUCUCCACCUCGAUCCGGGACCAAAUCUCCGAGUAUGCCCCUGUCGCCACAAUCUCCCUUCCCGAGGGCUCGGGCGAGAUGCGCGUCGUCUGCAACCUGAACGUCAACCUCGGCGAGCGCGUCUACGCGGACAAGUUCGAAUGGGACCUCGCCGGCUCGCUGACACCCGAGUACUUUGCGCGCGGCGUUGCGCGCGACUUGGGCCUCUCGGGCGAGUUCAUCCCGGCGAUCGCGCACGCGAUCCACGAGUUCUGCCUGCAGAAGAAGAAGGACCUCUGCGAGACUGGGGUGACGCCGGAUCUGGAGAACGAUGCUCAUCGCACGGAUGUGGAGGCGGGGUGGCGCCUCGAUCUGGAGUCGCUCGGCGCGGACUGGGAGAGUCGGGUGGAGACUCUGACCCGUGAGGAGAUUGAGAAGCGGGAAGGCGACCGCGAGAGGGAGAUCCGGAGGCUUAGGCGAGACACUGCGCGUCUGGGCGGGGGCGGGUCGUUAAUGCCGUUGGUGUGGGGCGCGACUGUGCAGGGCGAUGUUGAGGAGCAGAUGGGCCGUGGUAGCAGGGUCAAGAGGAAACGGCAGAGGAGUUUGUCGCCUGGGCCGACUGGAAGGGGGACGCCGAGUAGGAGCGCUGCGCCACAGAGUAAUGGGGUUUCUAAUGGCGGGCUGAACGAAUGGGAAAAACAAAAUUGGAGAUGUGCUUGGUGUGGCGUAUCUGGCACUGGUACAUGGGGCGUCCGCGAAGGUCCAGAAGGACAGAAGACAUUAUGUUUUAAUUGUGGAACAGCAUACGCCGAAACUGCACAACUACCUGAAUGGUCAAAAGGACUACACGCUUACGCGCAGCAGCGGCAAUAG
Morchella sextelata is the source of this 1410-nucleotide messenger RNA. RefSeq lists its product as uncharacterized. The record is from RefSeq and is a predicted model, not a curated record. Gene Ontology annotation, molecular function: transcription coregulator activity. Lineage: Eukaryota; Fungi; Ascomycota; Pezizomycetes; Pezizales; Morchellaceae. Gene Ontology annotation, biological process: chromatin remodeling; regulation of transcription by RNA polymerase II. Gene Ontology annotation, cellular component: nuclear chromosome; nucleus; RSC-type complex. The coding region runs from base 1 to 1410 and encodes 469 amino acids. The transcript is spliced from 3 exons.